Molecule: messenger RNA, 885 nt
Organism: Rotaria sordida
Lineage: Eukaryota; Metazoa; Rotifera; Eurotatoria; Philodinida; Philodinidae
Source: the annotation of a GenBank genome assembly
AUGGGUCAAAAAUCUGCUAAACAGCAUAAAAAAGAUUUAACUCAUUUAUCAGAAGAUGAAAUUGAUCGUUUAACAAAAAAUACAACAUAUUCAAAACAACAGAUCCAAGAUUGGCAUCAAGGAUUUCUUCGUGAUUGUCCUAACGGUAAACUUGAUAAGAAGAAAUUCUUUGAAGUAUACAAGAAAUUUUAUCCCGAAGGUAAAGCUGAAAAAUUUUGUGCUCAAGUUUUUAAAACAUUUGAUUCGGAUGAUAAUGGUUAUAUUGAUUUUGUUGAAUUUCUUAUUGCUGUGAAUAUUACAUCUCAUGGUGAUGUUCGAGAAAAACUUCGAUUGGCUUUUGAUAUUGAAUUAGACGAUGAAACUAUUGAACGUCUUACAAAAAAUACAAAAUAUACACCAGAACAAAUUCGUGAAUGGCAUGCAUCAUUUUUACGGGAUUGUCCAAAUGGAAAACUUACAUCAACACAAUUUGUAGAUGUUUAUAAAAAAUUUUAUACAGAAGCUGAAGCUGAAAAAUAUAGUUAUCAAGUAUUUCGUACAUUUGAUCUAGAUCGUAGUGGUUAUAUUGAUUUUGUUGAAUUUUUACUUGCUGUUAAUAUUAAUGCUAAUGGAGAUAUACGCGAUAAAUUAUCUCUUGCUUUUGAUAUUUAUGAUAUUAAUGGAGAUGGAAAAAUUGACAAGAAAGAAAUGACCAAAGUGAUUACGGCUAUUUAUGAUCUUUUAGGUGAAGAGCAUCGUAAAGGAGAGAAUUCACCAGAAAAUCGUGUGAAAAUAAUCAUGGAAAAAUUAGAUUUAAAUGACGAUAAAUCUAUCUCACGAGAUGAAUUUGUUGAAGGUUGUCUUAAAGAUGAUAUCCUUCGACAAUUAUUGGCACCUAAUGUUUAA